Molecule: messenger RNA, 2407 nt
Organism: Monodelphis domestica (gray short-tailed opossum)
Lineage: Eukaryota; Metazoa; Chordata; Mammalia; Didelphimorphia; Didelphidae
Gene: CCDC77
Product: coiled-coil domain containing 77
Cellular component (GO): centrosome
Source: RefSeq, a predicted model, not a curated record
GUUAGGCUUAGAGAUCGGAAGUCCUGCGUUCAAAAGUGGCCGGAGACAUUUCCUAGACGUGUGACCCUCAGCAAGUCACUUAACCCCCAUUGCCUAGCCCUUACCGAUCUUCUGCCUUGGAACCAAUACACAGUAGUGAUUCUAAGAUGUUAGGUGCUGGAGAAGGCAGUAUGUCUGAGUAUACCUUAUCCUCUACCCCUGUCUCCCAAAAGUUUCCAGUCUCCCAGAGCUCUUCUAAGAGCUAUACCUCUUCUAGAGAAACAUUUCCUAUAGAUUCAGAGGCGUCAACUCCCCUGCCCUCAGUUACUGAACGCCUAAACUUCAUCUGCCCAUCCAACGAACUGUUGGAGUAUUACCGAAGAAAAGUACUUGAGUGUGAUGAACAAAAUGAAGAAAUAUUGAGGAAACUGGAAAAAUAUAGCCUCAUAUUUAAGGACCGGCAACAACUAGAGUUGGAAAUCCAGCAGAGGGAGGAAGAGAUUACUGAGUUACAGAAGGCCCUAAGUGACAUUCAAGUCUACCUCUUUCAAGAGCGAGAGCAUGUUUUACGCCUCUACUCAGAAAAUGACCGAUUAAAAAUCAAGGAGCUGGAAGACAGAAAAAGGAUUCAACAUCUCUUAACUCUAGUGGGAACAGCUUCUAGAGAAGUAACCUAUUUUUACAAGGAACCUAUACACAAAGUCACUGUUCCCCAGAAGACUGGUCUUUUCACGCAGCCACUUGAACAAGAGUUCAUUUCCAGAGCAGGUACUAAAAGAAACUUGGGAAGACCAAUAAAAGAGCCACAAGAAAGUCCUGAGAAAUACCAAAGGGACAAUCAGACGCUUGUGCUACAGGUGGAAUCACUGCAAGUUCAGCUUCAAGAGCAGACCAAACUUUCCAGAGACCAGAUUGAAGGGCUCUUAGAAGACCGACGCAUCUACAUGGAAGAAUCUCAGGUUCAGCAUGAGAGAAACCAGGAGAGGAUCAAAACUCUGUCAGACAAUCUCCAACAAACCCAGGAAUUCCUCUUUGAGAGCACCAAGGACUUUCUGCAACUCAAAUUUGAAAAUCAAGAUAAAGAGAAGGAAUGGGCGACUGAGAAGGACCACUUACUUUGGAAAUUGGACCAAUACAAAAAGCAGCAGGAACAGGAGAAACAUUUUGAUGAGGAGCAAUGUCAGCAACAUGCAGUCGCUUCUCUCCUGCCAGCUGUACAAGAGUUGCAAGAGGAGCAAAAUGCAUAUGCUCAGAACCUAAAAGAGAAGUUGUUUCAAGAACAGAAGUUGUCCUGCAUGUACCAAGAGCAGUGUGUGGCUCUGGAGGAGGAGCUGGCUCGAAUUCGAGAAGAAGAUGAUAUGAGGCAAAAGAUCUUUAAGGAACGUACUGACAAGAUGGGGAAGCGUUUGCAAGAGAUGGUGCGUCGGUACGACGGCCUGCAGAAUCGUCGUCAGCUAGAAGUGGAAGGCUUCAAGACAGACAUCAAGACCCUUCGUGAAAAACUGAGAGAAGUCGAGCAAAUGCUCUAUGAGGCAACAUUCAAUAUUCGACCAGACCAAGAUCUUGACAUUCUUACUGAGGUUCGUAAGAGCAACAAACGGACUGUUAAGAUCCAAGGAGAACUGAAGAACCUCAAGGCUAAAAUAUAUUGUUUAGAGAAUGAACUUCGAAAAUGUUAACAUCUCUUUAGAGAUUGGAGCACCAUCUGCCUAUAGAUAGAUAAAGGACUGAGUCCUAAAACCUAUGAACAAGAUAUCAGCUACCAAAGAAAGGGUUUCAACAAAGAGCCUGCAAGGACAUUGAUGGGAGUCCUUUUUUGGGCUACCUAAUGAUCAAGGACCCCACUGCAAAGACCAGUGUUAAAUUCAUGGACCUGAAGAGCUAUACAAGUAUUUCCCUUGCUCGUAUCACCCUUUUCUUGAGCAAGGUUAUAAUCUGAAAAAAAGCCUGAAGUUUUUCCCAUGUUGUUUCUGCAAUUUAUGUUGGGAGCUUUGAGAUAAAAGGGCUUAGGGAAUUAAGUGCCAAUGUGGUUGAGUAAUUAUGGGAGAAACUCGUCCUUCCCCAAAGAGCUGGGUGCAUCUACUAAGGUCACAUCUCACUGGUUGGGAAAAAGGCAGCAAAUUCCAGGGUUUCAAAGGUAGGCAGCUGGUUGCUGUUAAUCUUUAUCCUAUCUUUGGUAGGCAAAAGAUCUCACAUUUUCUCUGCUUUCUUGGAAUGCUUAUUCUUGUGACUUGUUAAUAGAGGGGAUCAGAGUAAGAGUCCUCAGGCAAAUUUCAGAAGCCAUUUUGUAGUCAUCUUUUUUUUUUCAAGAAUGUAUGCUGCUCUAAAUCAUCAUGUAAUGAGGUCCCAUCGUACCAAUCAUGUUUCCUGGAUUUAUACAUUUAAACUUAGAAUUUUUAAAAAUAAAAAUGAAAUUGAGGUAUUGUGA